GGUGAUAUAAAUAAAAAUGGAAUUUAGGGUUAAGUGGAAAAUGGCAGGAUUUUUGUGAGGGAUUUUGGUCCUGAUGUGUGUGAGUGAAGGGAGAUGUAGGAAGAUGUGAGGAGAGAAUGGAAAUAGAGGGGUGUUUGAGAGGUUUUUGGAAGAAGAACCUAUACCUGAGGAGGAAGAAGAGCCAUAUGAGCCAGCUGAACCAGCUGUGCCAGAAUGAUGGGAGUUAAGAGCUUGAGAUAAGUGACAAGCAUCAAAACAAGAAUGAGAAUGGACUAAUAAUCAAUGAGCCAGCGAAAUCGAAGAAUAUAUAUGGGAGGAGGAAGUAAACACAGAGACGAUGAUCGAGUACUGAGAAGGAGCAACAGGUGAAGAAAUAAACCUUGAUGAUAUUAAAGGAGAAACCAUAGAGUUAGCUUCAAAAGGAGAUGCAAGUGUUUUUGAGAGUCCUAUAUGUGAAUGGGAGUUUAAAAUAGACCCAGGCAAAACAGUGGAAUUAUUAAUAGAGAGAACCUCUGAAAUUUUCGAAAAUAUUGCGCUUGAGUAUACUUUUGCAACAGGAAGCUCGGAAACUAAAUCUAAUACAGAUCUUUUCACCUGAACUGAUCCCAAUUACUCGUUACAGGAUCUCGUUAAUGUCACUAAAUUUACGAUUAGGGUCAAAAGAUAUGAUACGGGCUCGAAAUACUCAAUGUUACUAUCUCAGACUGGUAAAGAUUUGACCUACCCAGCUGUAUUUACUCGGAACAAGGCUCUUGUAAAUUAUGUAGCUUUCCUCUUAAUGAUUCUUUUCUGUGUUCUUGUGGCAUCAAUGGUGACGUUUGCCUUUUGCAAAGGUAAUAUUUGCUUCAAAACAUCAGAGCAAAAAUAUCAUGCUUUACUAAAGAAAAUUGACGCUAAAAAUAAAUUAGAAAUUGAUAGCAUGAUGGAAAAUAUGGUUAAUGGAGAAUACAAAGAUCUUAAUAUUACAUAUGUUGAUAAACACUGAACUGUGUGAUUUGAUCCCUUUAAAAGAACACAUCAAGUUCAUCUAAUAAAUGAGUGACUCCAUUUAUUCCAUUCAGAUUGAUUAUCAACUUGGUUUGUGAUGAUUUCAAGGACUAGAAAGCUUGCUUGCCCACAAUGAGAUAUUAAAACCUCAAAUAAAAGCUUUAAGCCUAUCCAGUACAUGUCUAAGAACGAGAGCAAUGAACAUCUAUCUCAUAAAAUAAAUAUAGAUAGUAACCACAAUGUUUCAUCUUUCAGGCUAGAUGAAAAUAGUAGCAUUCCAGAUUCCCCAAUAGAGCCUUCCUUCUAUUCUACCAAAAACAGGACAAUCAAGACUGCUUAUGACGAGGGUCUCACAGAGAAAACCUUGUUCUAA
Molecule: messenger RNA, 1360 nt
Organism: Moneuplotes crassus
Lineage: Eukaryota; Ciliophora; Spirotrichea; Euplotida; Euplotidae
Source: the annotation of a GenBank genome assembly